CUGGGUUCUGGGAAAAGACCAGAUUGCAUCAGACAAGGCCUGAGGGGCUGGAGCCAGACUGUGGGCUGGAGGAGGAGACAUGGCUUUAUAAGUUGGAGCCAGUGAACUGGGAGGUGUCAGGAAAUCAGACACAAACAAAGCUUUAGAAGAGAGAGAGAGAGAGCUCACACAAGAGUAAGUUAGACAUUAUGGCCACCUUCCCGCGAGCAGCCAGCCCGUCCAGGCAGUCCCUCGGCCCAGAGGACGAAGAACCCAGCCUGGACGAGUAUGACCUCUACAGCCUGGCUCAUUCUUGCCUGGGGGUGGGAGGCCGGAAAGGUCGCACCAAGAGAGAAGCUGCUGCCAACACCAACCGCCCCAGCCCUGGUGGGCACGAGAGGAAACUGAUGACCAAGCUCCAGAACACGGAGCGGAAGAAGCGAGGGGCACGGCGCUGAGACAGAACAAGAUGAGGCCAGAGCAUGGACACCCCACAGCGAUGGAGACAGGACCGUGGAAUCAGCACCUGGGGGCAGGAUCCAGGCCUGCUGGCCCCCCCACCCCCAGGCCUUACCCUACCUGACUGAGGCUCAAAGGGGCCACCAAGGAAGCACCCCCGGCCCCAGAAAAAGGAAAAGAUGGGGAGCAAGAGGCAGAGAAUAGAGAGAGGCAGAAUCAUGAAGUUCCCACCCCCCCAAAAGAAAGAUGCCGAAGAAACCAAAGCUCCCUGGUGACAGUGACAAUAAACAAAGUACAGCAGCUGCA
Molecule: messenger RNA, 744 nt
Organism: Vicugna pacos (alpaca)
Lineage: Eukaryota; Metazoa; Chordata; Mammalia; Artiodactyla; Camelidae
Gene: NUPR1
Product: nuclear protein 1, transcriptional regulator
Biological process (GO): negative regulation of cell cycle; negative regulation of cell population proliferation
Cellular component (GO): nucleus
Source: RefSeq, a predicted model, not a curated record